This is a messenger RNA of Guyanagaster necrorhizus, 419 nucleotides long. RefSeq lists its product as uncharacterized. The coding region runs from base 91 to 300 and encodes 69 amino acids. Lineage: Eukaryota; Fungi; Basidiomycota; Agaricomycetes; Agaricales; Physalacriaceae. The record is from RefSeq and is a predicted model, not a curated record. The transcript is spliced from 2 exons.
UUUGCUUCAUCUAUACUUUUUUAUGGCUAUUGUAUACUAACUAAUCGUGUAUUCGUCUACUGUCAACAACGAAAGAACUCCUAGGAAUACAUGGUAGGUAAUACCGGUGUAGAAGAUACGGAUAUUAUUAGUUUACUCUUGUUUACCUACACCUUUCACCGCGCCAUUGUCCUCCUGUAUCCGGAUCCUCACAACUUACCCUUUUACCACCAUCUUACUAUUUUGUAUCUUGACUCUCUGCUUGCAAUACACCCCAUUGGCAUGUGUAUAUCUUGGGUCAAGGAACCUCAUAAGGUGUAGUAAUUCUUACAUUGAGCCUGGCUUCAGGAGUCAUUCAGAUUCAAUAAGCAUCCUAGAAUAGAACUUGUGCAUAUGAGCUCCGUUGUUCACAGUUCAUCAAUGGACACUGUGACUGAUCU